Microbotryum saponariae is the source of this 2012-nucleotide messenger RNA. Lineage: Eukaryota; Fungi; Basidiomycota; Microbotryomycetes; Microbotryales; Microbotryaceae. The record is from the annotation of a GenBank genome assembly.
AUGGUCUGCACCACAGCUGAGCUCCCCACUCCUCCUGCUACUUCGCACGACAAGCUCAGCGGCCACGAGUGGUGGCAGUCCAUACACCAACCCAAAUAUGUCGUAGCGCCCAUGGUAGACCAAUCGGAACUGGUACGUGGGUACUCUAUGCGAUCCGCUACUCUAUGCAAUACUACACAUCGGUCGCACCCUUUCUUACCGGAUAGGGGCUCGUGAUCUCAGGUCCAUCGUCCAUCGUCCAAGCAAACACUGAUCACACCGGUCACCGCAGGCCUGGCGUAUUCUCUCGCGUCUACAUGGAGCCAACCUCGCCUACACCCCCAUGUUCCACGCCGCGCUCUUCAGCUCCAACCCCAAAUACGAACAUGAGCAGUUCGACAGCUCCCCCGAAUCAAUCGAAGGCGUCGCGCCCUACGAUCGUCCUCUCAUCGUCCAGUUCUGUGCGAACGAUAAGGACAAGUGGUUGGCGGCGGCAAAGAAGGUUGUUGGAAGGUGCGAUGCGGUGGAUUUGAAUUUGGGGUGCCCGCAGGGGAUUGCCAAGAAGGGGCAUUAUGGCGCUUUCCUCAUGGAGGAAUGGAACUUGAUCAAGAGCAUGAGUGAGUGAACGGGACCGUGAGCGUAUUCCUGGUCAGUUCCUCUGAUACGACGGCACCUUCACAGUCUCACAUCUGCACGAACACCUCGCGAUCCCCGUCAUCGCCAAACUGCGAGUCUUCCCGACGCUCGACAAGACGCUCGACUACGCCUCGCUCGUCUACUCGUCCGGUGCCCAACUCGUCACCGUCCACGGUCGAACUCGGGAAGCCAAAGGUCGCUUGGCAGGUUUCGCCUCCUGGCCUAAGAUCCGUUCCGUCGUCGACUUGCUCAGUCCCCGCGUCCCCGUCCUAGCGAACGGAGGUGUCCCCAGCGCCGAAGAAGUCGAACCUUGUCUCGCCGAAACGGGUGCGAAAGGGAUCAUGUCCGCCGAAGGCAACCUUUACAACCCCAUGAUCUUCUCCCCCAUGAACGCCAAAGCCGGACGAGACUAUUUCGCCCAGCUUCCUCAGGAGAUGCGACUCGCCCUUUCGAGAUGUGAUGAACAAUUCGAGGCCGGUGUCGAAUGGGAUCGGGAUAUGGCUGCUUACGCCCCUUCGACGUGGUUGGCGGCGCAAUACCUGGCGAUUGUCAGUACUAUUCCUCAUACCAAGACCUCGAUUAGUGCGAUCAAGGCGCAUCUAUUCAAGUUGUUCCGACCUGUUUGGGCCGUCGAGAGGCAUUUGGAUAUGAGGGAGUUGUUGGGCAGAGCUGGAGGUGGCAGGUCGCUGGACUAUGAGGCCAAAGUCAAAGAGUAUCAUGAAAUUGUGAAUGAGUUUGUAAGAAGGUUCAAAGUGAGUCCUUCUUGUUGGGGGCCGACGAGUCAAAUACUUCUUAUCCUGACCCAUACAUUGCUGUUCCAGGCCGACCUUGUCGAAGGCCACCUCCCGCCCAACUCGUUCCGGCCCUUGACGCACGCCGAAGUCCAAACCACUUAUGGCGGCGUGGUCCCCUACUCCCACGCGCAACCUUACCUCCGGGUGACCAAACCCGAAGAAGACCAAGUCGUCGCCGGGACCGCGACGAGUGCCGAGAACGAAAACAGAUUGGUUAUGCAAGUUGAAACGAAUGGGAAACGAGCCGCGUCGCCUUCGUCCCUUGACGAAACGACGGAAGCGAAACGCUCCAAAACGACGGACGAGUCGACUUUGGAUGCAUCUGUGAUCCCACCCGUGAUCAAGGACAAGACGACGCCGUGCAUCAAUUCGACGAAGGACUCGUCACCUUGCAUCAAUAUCGCAGCCAACAAAUGCUCGCAUUCGGCUUGUUCGGCAUGCUGCGCUAGCAUCAGGAAGGAGGAACUGAGUUGGGGUGGGUGUACACAUCAUGAGGAGAAGGAGAGGAAAGAUGCGGAAAAACGACAGUUGAAGAAGAAUCGGGUUAAGGAUAGGAAGGCCAAGAGGGCCGGCGCUAAGGGGGAUAGUGCACUCUCGCAAUGA